Carassius gibelio (silver crucian carp) is the source of this 2197-nucleotide messenger RNA. RefSeq names its product rab GTPase-activating protein 1-like. Bases 589 to 1551 code for a protein of 320 amino acids. The transcript has 9 exons. Lineage: Eukaryota; Metazoa; Chordata; Actinopteri; Cypriniformes; Cyprinidae. The record is from RefSeq and is a predicted model, not a curated record.
AUGAGCACAACAGAUUAUCUCUGUAUAACAGACAAAGAAGCAAACAGAAUUUUACAAGAAACUAGUGCUUUUUAACCAGUUUUGAUGAAUAAUAUCUGCAUUAUGCUUCCCUGAAACUGCAGUGAGAUGAUUAAAAAACAGUUCACAGCCUCCAUCUAUCCUGCUGAACAUAAAGCGGCCAGAUAUAAGCAGCUUAAGGAAUGGAGGAAUGUACUGGCACCUGCUUGUCCCAGGAAAACCACAGUGUUUUUGUGUAAGAGGCGACCUACAGGAUUACAGCAAGAAUUUCAAUUUCACAGUCUUUAGCUCUGAGCUUGAACAUGCAGUCAGGCUGGCUAGCAAAGUCAAAAAUAUAUCUGUUCCAGGUCCUGCUUGUGUUGGAUUAAUCAUUUUUAUAAUAUUUAACUGACUUCUGCUUUAGCAAUGAGGAAAUUGUGUGUGGAAAUUAUUUGUAUUGGAUGCUGGACUGUGGAAUAAUAUUGUAAGGAGAAUAGGAGCAGUUGGAAGAGUUUUGGUACCUGCUUAUUAGACAAGUUUAGCUGCCUGCUUUGAGUUUAGAGAUCGCUUGCGUUCUACUCAACUGCCAAAAUGAUGGAAGAAGUGUCUAUUGCUGUGGCCUAUGAUGCCCAUACUUUUGACCAGAUGUCCGAGGAGGAGAUCCUGGCUAGUCUAGUAGUGGAGACUCUACCAAAGCAAGUGGUUCCCUCUAAAAAGCCAAAAUUAAGAGAUAACCAAGUGCAGCCAGAAGACCCACUCGACAGGUACGAGAGAGAAAACCUUAAGCUUCAGGAGACCAGUUUGCGCCUGGAGCAGGAGAAUGAUGACCUUGCACAAAAACUCGUCACCAGCAAGAUUGCGCUGAGGAAUGCUCUAGAUCAGACCGAGGACCAGGUGGAUGAAUUAACCAAGGAGCUAAUGAAAACCAAACAGCUUCUGAUGAUUACAGAGGAGGAGAAAAAGGGAAAGGAGGAGGAGGCUACACAGCUGAAAGAGAUGUUUAGGAAAGAGCUGGACAAAGCAGAAGCAGACAUUAAGAGAUCAAACAACAUCAUUGCCGACUACAAGCAGAUUUGCUCUCAGCUGAAUGCUAAGCUUGAAAACCAGAAAGCUCAAGCAGACAAAGAGCUGGCAGUUGUCAAGAGCAAGAUGCUGGAGUGCGAGCAGUGCAGACACAUCUUUAGUAUGGAUGGAUCAAUUCAGCUGUGCUCUGAAAAUGAAGAAAGCAGUGUUCAGGAUGAAGUCAAAGCCUCUCUCAGAGAACAGGUCCAGGUGUUAGAGAAAGAGCUGGCUCAGACCAAGCUACAAAUGGUGGAGUCUAAAUGCAAGAUACAGGAGUUGGAACACCAAAAUGCAGUUCUGACGAGUGAACUUCAGGCAGCUAAAAACACGUGGCUCAGAAAAACUCUGGGCUCUUUCAGGACAGCUGCCAGCAGCCAUCAGAACUCAUCUCAAACAGAUCCUGCCUGGAGUCCCGCUCAUAACCCCCACUCCAGCUGGGUCACCAGAAGGCUCUCCUGGGCCCAUCGAGAAGGGAGAGCAGCCAAAGUAUGAAAAGGUUAAGCAUACUGGUGGAGAAGAAAAGUAUUCAGUAUGAGCACUCCUGAAAUGAGUCUCACAAAUUAUGAGAAAGCUAUUCCCUCAAACAAGCGGACAUUAUAGAUCCGCAUGGUUGCAAACACUGGGAAUGAGCAGAUUCUCGAAGGAUGGGUGACAGCGGGAAACAAUAUCUGCCCUUCUAGAGAUGAGCGCAUCAGAUCAGUUGCUCUUAAGGCAAUCUCACAUGAAGACUAUAUGAAGUUUUUGUAUUACUGCGUUCAAAUAUAAUGUAUUACAAAAAUCAUCACUAUUAUAAGUGUUUUGCCAGUUAACCUACAAAUUGUGUUUGAUGUGGUAACUUCUAAGUGAAACUUCUUAUUGAAGUUCACCAAAUCCACCUAACUAGUAGGUUACAUCAAUAGAAUAUUUUUGAGGGUUAGAUCAGGUACUAAUUUUAAGGUAAUAAUUUAAGGUAACAGUUGUCUUCUAAUGCUUUUAUGGUCCACUGUUGGUACUGUACAAUGUGAAUGCAUUUCUUUCAUUAUCUUUUCCAACUCAAUGAAGUAAGGACAACUAUCAAUGUAACUGCAUUAGGGCCUUUAUUUUAAUUCAGGACUAUUAAUUGUUCACUCAAACUGCCAAUAAAGCUUUGAAUAUAUUA